UUUCGUAGUAGCGUCGAUUGCUUGGGGGAUACCCUGACUAUAAUUGAGUUUCUAUUGUGUAUUCGUGUGAUGUAAUUUUGACGUACUUAUAAUAAAGUAAACACCAUGUAAACACUGCGCAAUGAGGUUAAAAAUAUCAAUAAUUUAAAAUGUGUGAAUGAAUUCACGUGAUUUUGAAUUACAAAUGAAAUUUUGAUGCCGUGUUAAUUUAUAUACACAAAUUAAACAUGUCACAAACGGGCCCUCAAAAGUCGUUACUAAAACCUAUAAUAAUUGGUAACAGGAAAAUGUAUCUUCAUCCGCCAAAAGUUUUAACCAAAGUGCCGUAUAGAUCGAUUCAGCAGUACAAAGAUGAGAUCAUUUAUUCGUCGCCGAAUUGUGACUUUUUAAAAGGGGAGUCCCAAGAAGUAGUGAUAGUGAAUCGAAUGAACUUAUUUACUAAGACGUGUCGGACGGUCGCGAGGUGUACCAGCCGGGGAAUUUGCGAGGAAACUACGUCAGACAUUAUCGUCGCUGCCAUAGGACAGAAGAAUUACGAAAGAGUCCUGUGCGCUUUAUCAUCCGUAUUCAAUGAAGAAACUAAAGUGAGAGGCAUUUUAGCUUUGUUGGGUGUCCAAAAAAGCUUCAACACCAUUGGGACACAGAGUAGUAUGGAAAUAACUGAAGUUAAGAAAGAUCUAGCGAGUACUGCAAGCCAAACUGAUGAUUCUCGAUUAUAUUUUUCCUUAAAAGAGAGACAAAGGAGACGGAUACGGAGACCGUUAGCACCGUAUGUUGUUACUGAAAAAGUGAAGAAAUUUGUGGUGAAUCCCAAUGAUGUGAGGAAAGAUGUAAAUAAGAAAAAGGCGGAAGAGAAAAUCCAACAAUUUAGAGAGAAGGCACUUCCAGACUUAAGAGAAGUGAUAGAUGAGGACAGUAAUAUUUCAGACGCCAGUAACUUAUCGUCAUCUAGUUGGCCUAGCGUUCCCGGGAUCCUUGAGAACACGGAUCAGUUUCUCAACCAGAUAGACAAAGUUACGGAUAAAACGUUAAAUUCUACGGAGAUCAAACUAAAAGACGGCAGUGUCAUAAUGAUACCAGUUAAGCCUGAGGACGACUUCCAUAUAGCGACACCAGAGGUCCUCAAAAAUGUGACUCGCGAGGAAGGGUUAAAGCUUUUAUGGCAUCAGGCGUUCAUUGACUUCAAAUUGUGUCUUGAACAAGAUGAAGAUGGAUAUUACCCUCUCCACAUCGCAGUUCUACACAAUGACGUGGACCUUGUAAGGAGACAGUGCGCGUCGUUGCGAGCUCGCCAUGAAUCCGUGGAUAUACCCGCAGGUGGCUUGACGGCCCUACACAUGGCGGUACGCCAGAACGUAUCAGUCACCUGCACCAAUAUACUACUUCAAAAUGGCGCCGACCCUCUCCUUUGCGACGAGGACCGGCGUUGCAGCAUACAUUUGGCUGCCGAACUGGACUCCCCACAACUAAAGACCUUACUGGCUUACUGCGACACGCACGCUAGGAGCGUGCUCAAAAACAACCUAGAUUUCUGGCGGCCAGAACUCGAAUCCAAGUCUGACAACGAACUUACAAGAUUAAUGUAUAACUGCAUCAGCGAAAUGUUCGAUGACCAAGGCUACAGUCCACUGAUGAUAGCAGCGGAGGCGGCUAUACCGGCCAACGUGUCUCUGCUGGCGGCGCGCGCCGGGCCGCUGGUGGACGCGCCGGCGCCCGACUGCGGCGCCACCGCGCUCUACCGCGCCGUCGCCAAAGCCUGCCUGCACGCCAAAGGCUACAGUCCGCUGAUGAUAGCAGCGGAGGCGGCUAUACCAGCCAACGUGUCUCUGCUGGCGGCGCGCGCCGGGCCGCUGGUGGACGCGCCGGCGCCCGACUGCGGCGCCACCGCGCUCUACCGCGCCGUCGCCAAAGCCUGCCUGCACGCCAAAGGCUACAGUCCGCUGAUGAUAGCAGCGGAGGCGGCUAUACCAGCCAACGUGUCUCUGCUGGCGGCGCGCGCCGGGCCGCUGGUGGACGCGCCGGCGCCCGACUGCGGCGCCACCGCGCUCUACCGCGCCGUCGCCAAAGCCUGCCUGCACGCCAAAGGCUACAGUCCACUGAUGAUAGCAGCGGAGGCGGCUAUACCGGCCAACGUGUCUCUGCUGGCGGCGCGCGCCGGGCCGCUGGUGGACGCGCCGGCGCCCGACUGCGGCGCCACCGCGCUCUACCGCGCCGUCGCCAAAGCCUGCCUGCACGCCAAAGAAACCGGUAACACGACAACAACGCCAGAAAAAUACCUCAAAUCCAUAGAGAUCCUAGUAGAGCACGGCGCUGAUCCGAGCAUAGAGAAUCAAUUCGCAUCAUCUGUAAACACAUUAUUAACCGAAUUCAACCUCUGCUCUCUAUCUAUGACCAUAGCCAACAAAAUGACCGCUUUAAAACAUGGCCGCUUCACCCGGGACAGAUUAAACAUGAUCCUAUUUAAAAAUAGCGACGGGAGCAUAGAUUACACAGAUAUAAAUGAUGUAACAGAUAUAACACCAAGGACAGUGGAAACGGGAUUACAUGCGGUCAUAACUGUUGAUGUGCCUGAGAAAAAAAGAAAGUCAAAUCCGAAUGUAAAGACUGACAUUGAGAAACCUAAGUUUGGACCCAAAGUCGAAGUCUUAAAACAAGUACUGACAGAUAAUAAAAUUGAUUAUAAGGAAAUCAAUAUAAAUAAAUUGAACGAAUUGAAACCGGAAACAGCUCAAGAUGUAAUAAUGCAACAAGUGAAACUCGGAAAUGUUAUUAUAAAACCUAAAACGGAUGUGAUUAAUGAUAUUGACAGCAAAAAACUUGAAAAGAGACCGGCCGCGCUUAAAGUACAUAAAGUGAAUUUGAAAGAAAUUAACGAUGGAAGUCAGAGUAGUAAUGUUACAUUUAAAAGAUUAAGCUCGGGACAAAUGAUAGCAAUAACUAAAACGAAACCUCCUGAAGGCGUUUUACCUCCAAAUUCGGAUAGAAAAUUUAACUUCAUUAAAAUAAAACCUGCACCUGUAGUUAACGAUAAAAUUAUACAGAAAAGUCUGUUGAAAUCAACAGAAUUUGAUGAAACUAGAUCUGCGAAAGAAAGAAAAAUAGAUAACGUAGUUAUAGUAGAAAAUGUUCCGGUGAAAACCGGUUUUUCAAUACCUAACGUGACGCCCGGUUCUAGCAAAACAGCCAGAGCUAGGGAUAUAGUUAUAUCACCUAAAAUCUCGCCUAAAGAACUGAGUAAAGAUUUAGAACCUAAAGAAUCGAGUAUGGAUGAUAUUUCUCAGAAAAUAAUAAUAGGGAAACAGGUCGUUGAAACUGUGAAACGUUUUAAAAAAAGAAAGUUAGUUUCGGAAUGAAUAGGGUAUUUUCCUACUAGUCAAAUCAGUUACUUUUUUAGAACUGUCAAAACGAUUUGCUAAUAUGGAUAUGAAACAUUACAUCGUGACGUCACGGUCAACUCACCUACUUUUUAUAUUUCUAUCCGAUUUAUUUAAAUAGACCAUCUGUUUAAAAAUAACUCCUAUCUGUGUUUUUCUAAUAAUUAUCUGGUGCUUUAUUUCAUGCGUGGUGUAAAAUAAUUUAUUGUAAAUACAGUAUAAUAUCCUAUUUAACAUAUAUUAACUUGGUGGCUGAUGUAUACUAUAUUUUGUUAAGAUAAUGUUUUUAUCGCAUAGUUCACUAAAAGGGUAUUUGACUGUCUUUAAUAGUUAUUUGUUUUACAAGGGGGCAAAGUUGUUGUUUAACCGCUCGUGCUAAUAUUGAUACCCGAGCAAGCGAAAGAUUUCAAAAUUGAACCACGAGCGUAGCGAGUGGUUCGAAAAAUGGAGUCUUGAGCGUUGCGAGGGUUUCAAAGCACGAGGGUUAAACAAAAUUUGCCCCCGAGUGAAACACAAAAUUUUUCACCACACAACCCGAAGCAAAUAUUAAAUGUAAAAUAUCAAACAAAAUCAAACCAAAUCAAAUCCAAAUGAAUGUUAUUUAAUAUUUAUCAUCCAAAAACAUCAUUAAAAAGUCAAUUCUACCAGCGAACAUAAGAAAACAACUCAAAAUUUGCAUUUGAUUACUUUGCCGCACAUGUGGAUAAAAUGCAAUUUUGCUAUUCAUGUUUGAAGUGCAAAGUAAUUCUUUCCGAGCUGGUGUGGUGAAAAAUAAAUUAUUUUAACUCUGGCAUGAAAUAAAGCACCAGAAGAUUAAUAGAGAAACGUAGACAGAAGUUAUUUUUAGACACAAUUUCUAUUUUAAAACCCGUAUAAAACUAUAAAGAGUAGGUAAUUUGAACGUGACGUCACAUGCUAGUGUUUCAUAUAAAUUCCAUAGUGGUAAAUCGUUUUGACAGUUCGUAAAAAGAAACUGAUUUGACUAGUAGUCAAAUACCCUAUAGACAGAUAUACAGAUGUAGUGUAUAAUUAUUUUCCAUCGUAUUUUCUCGGAAACGUACGAACGUGUCUUGCUAUUUCAGCCAGUCUCGGUACAAAAAGUACUGAGGUUGACUGAAGUAGCAUGACAAAUACGAACGUUUCCGAGAAAAUACGAUGGAAAACAAUUAUGCACUACAUCUGUCAUGUCAUCUAGUAACGCUAACGGAUGAUAUUUAGUAAAAAAAUAAUAUUUAAUGCAUAUAAAAUUACAAUUUGAUGAUUUAUAGGAAUUUCUUUUUGAGAUUGUCAAGGGAUUUAAGAAUAAAUUAACCGUAUCUUUGUAGCAAAUAUAAUCUCGCGUCACUCCUUAUUUAAAAUUCAUAUGAACAGUGAGUUCAAAUCUCACCCAAGGCAGUCAUUUUUACACUUUUAAAUUUAUUUUAAGCUUACGUGGGCUAUACUGAAAGUUUUUGGAUUCUGACACAUGAGACAACUUAUUUUUUCUAAGUGGCCAGUUCCAGGAAUUUUCAGUAUGCCCUAAGUAAGGGCAUCGGUUAGACGUCUAUAAUAUAAAAUUGACAUGUUUUUUGAGCCAA
Messenger RNA from Cydia fagiglandana, 4951 nucleotides. RefSeq lists its product as uncharacterized. Gene Ontology annotation, biological process: cellular response to tumor necrosis factor. The transcript is spliced from 10 exons. The record is from RefSeq and is a predicted model, not a curated record. The coding region runs from base 228 to 3353 and encodes 1041 amino acids. Gene Ontology annotation, cellular component: cytosol. NCBI's taxonomy places the organism in Eukaryota, Metazoa, Arthropoda, Insecta, Lepidoptera, Tortricidae. Gene Ontology annotation, molecular function: NF-kappaB binding.